Molecule: messenger RNA, 625 nt
Organism: Galdieria sulphuraria
Lineage: Eukaryota; Rhodophyta; Bangiophyceae; Galdieriales; Galdieriaceae
Product: archaeal ATPase
Exons: 1
Source: RefSeq, a predicted model, not a curated record
GUUGUUGUUGUGACCGACAAACAGUCAAUCGUUCAUUUAUUUAUGUUUGUACUCCGAAAUAAACAGAAGAUUAUUUAAUUUCUCUUUGGCGAUGGCGAGUUUGGAUGAAAAGUGGAAAGCUGUGGACAACUUUGAGUCUAUUGUGGUAGAUCGUGAAAGAGAUGUUUUUCGAGUGACAGAAGAAUUGUAUGAUCUUCAUAAAGGCCGAAAGCAACUCAGGGGUGUAACAAGUAGUUGCAACUAUCGCUUGACCAUACCAUUUGCCCCCCAUCUCUUUGGCUCGGGCAAAACGACCUUUGCCCGAACCUAUUUGGAGUUGGUGCAAAGGUUUGGUGAAACUUUUCUGUCGACGUUUGCUUCGGACCCUUCGAGGAGAACCUUUUUGGAGAAGCUGAAAAGGACUUCAUUGCUCUUUGUGGAUUUAAAGGAGUUGGAGCCCACAGAACCGAAAGAACGCAACCUAAAGUGGGCAGUCUACUAUUUAUUGUACCGAUCAGCUUGUAAUCAGAUGGGUCUACCGUUUAUGAAGCCUGAUGAAGCCUACAGACACAUUCCUCCCUAUCCAAGCUUUCUAAUUCCAGAGCUACGGAAGACUUUGGGCAUUCCUCCCGAUCAAUUUCUUUUG